AAAGUUGCAGAAAUUGUGGGAGCACUCCCUCUCAUUCUGCGCAUGUCUCUUGCAUUAUUCUUGAUAGGCUUGUCAUUGUAUAUCUCAGUUCUCCACAGCCCACUUUCCUGGAUUGUGGUCACUGUAACAAGCCUUGCAUUCACUUGCUAUUUUGGGAGUGUCCUGAUACCUCAACUAUGGAUUGAGUGUCCAUACAAG
Molecule: messenger RNA, 198 nt
Organism: Lentinula edodes (shiitake mushroom)
Lineage: Eukaryota; Fungi; Basidiomycota; Agaricomycetes; Agaricales; Omphalotaceae
Exons: 1
Source: RefSeq, a predicted model, not a curated record